UCCGGCACACCCGGGGCGCGGAGCUUCCUCUGCGGCGCAGCCUCUCCUCCCCGGGCGCACGCGGAGCGGAGCGGCCGGGAUCUCCUCUGCCCCGGACUCGGGGGGAGCCCCUGGCCCUCCCGCAGCCCCAACGCCGCCCGCCCGCCAUGAAGCCGUCGUUCUUCCGCUGCCAAAACACCACGUGGGUGGAGAAGGGCUACUCGGCGACCAUGGGCUGGGUGCUCUUCAGCGCGGGCCUCCUGGGCAACCUGCUGGCGCUGGGGCUGCUGGCGCGCUCGGGGCUGUCGUCCUGCUCGCCGCGCUCGCCGCGCCCGCCGCCCUCGGUGUUCUACGUGCUGGUGUGCGGCCUGACGGUCACCGACCUGCUGGGCAAGUCCCUGCUCAGCCCCUUCGUGCUGGCGGCCUACGCGCAGAACCGGAGCCUGUGGGGGCUGGUGCCGCCGCCGUCGGGCAGCUCCCUGUGCCAAGCCUACGCCUUCUUCAUGUCCUUCUUCGGCCUGGCGUCCACGCUGCAGCUGCUGGCCAUGGCCCUGGAGUGCUGGCUGUGCCUGGGGCACCCUUUCUUCUACCGCCGGCACGUCACCCCGCGUCGGGGCGCGCUGGUGGCACCCGCCGCGGGCGCCUUCGGCCUGGCCUUCUGCGCGCUGCCCUUCGCGGGCUUCGGCCGCUUCGUGCAGUACUGCCCGGGCACCUGGUGCUUCAUCCAGAUGGGGCACGAGGAGCGCGCGCCGUGGGUGCUGGGCUACUCGGUGCUCUACGCCAGCCUGCUGGCGCUGCUGGUGCUCGCCAUCGUGCUGUGCAACCUGAGCGCCAUGCGCAGCCUCUACGCCAUGCACCGGCGGCUGCGGCGGCGCCAGCGCUGCUCCCUCCCUCGGGACCGCCCGGAGCCCGGCGACAGGGUGGCGUCCGCGCCGCCCCUGGAGGAGCUGGACCACCUGCUGCUGCUGGCGCUCAUGACCGUGCUCUUCACCUUGUGCUUCCUGCCUCUGAUUUAUCGUGCUUACUAUGGAGCAUUUAAAGCUGUCACCAAGAACAGAAUUUCUGAAGAAGCCGGAGACCUCACAGCCUUGCGUUUUAUAUCUGUGAUCUCAAUUGCGGAUCCCUGGAUUUUCAUCAUUUUCAGGACAUCAGUGUUUCGGAUGUUUUUUCACAAGAUUUUCAUAAGGCCUCUUAAGUACAGAAACUGGCACAGCAAUUCCUGCCAAACACACAUGGAAUCCAAUCUGUGACGAAGUCUUACAGUCUCUGGUAAGCUGAGGAAUGUAUCACAUUUACCAUCAAAGAACCAUGCUAAAAAGAAGAAAGAAAAGAAAGAAAGCACUUCCAUUUAAAUCCUACAAAGUUAUCUCCCAUCACAAAACAUCCAAAUGGAUUUUCUAAAAUGUUGAUAUCUUAACAAGGCAUUGCCACUCUAUGUACUUGAACCAGUCAGGUACUUUUUUUCUUUCUUUCCAUUUCAAGGUAGUAAUAGUGACUAGAAUUUUAAAUAUCGUGACUACUGUUAAAAGUUUUAAGGCAAUGAUAUUAAUUGUUGCAACAUUUGUACUCAGUGUCCCAAAUUUUUUAGAGAGGUCUUGAGACGAACUGGGUCUAAACCUAGCAGAAACACAACUGUUUACAGUUACGUGAUGGGUGUUUUUAAAACGUCUUGUUCAUUUCUAGUGAAACCUGCUUUUUUAUUUUGUAUCACAAUUACCCAUUUUUUUUUUCCCAUCUGAUCUGAGUUUGUCUGGAUUACAGAUGUUCCUCAGAGAAGUAAGAUGGGAAUUACCGUCACGUCAGGGUUUGGAGAGGCGAAGCUAU
Pipistrellus kuhlii (Kuhl's pipistrelle) is the source of this 1803-nucleotide messenger RNA. RefSeq names its product prostaglandin D2 receptor (gene PTGDR). The transcript has 2 exons. The record is from RefSeq and is a predicted model, not a curated record. Gene Ontology annotation, molecular function: prostaglandin D receptor activity. Gene Ontology annotation, cellular component: plasma membrane. Gene Ontology annotation, biological process: G protein-coupled receptor signaling pathway; inflammatory response; positive regulation of cytosolic calcium ion concentration. NCBI's taxonomy places the organism in Eukaryota, Metazoa, Chordata, Mammalia, Chiroptera, Vespertilionidae. Bases 147 to 1229 code for a protein of 360 amino acids.